UUCCGUUGCUGAGGGAAGAGGGAGAACUGAGCGGAGGGAAGCGGCCUGGCCAGCUGGCCUGAUCGUGUUGGGCGCCGCCGGCCCCGGUCUUGGAGCCGUCAGCGCCUGGCUCGCCCGCGGGCUGCUCUUGCUGCUGCUGCCGCUGCCUGUGGCGAAUGGUCGAUGCCGGUGGCGGCCGCUGUGCCGGUGAGGGGGGGCGAUGCUGCCGAGGCGCAGCUCGCUGACGGGGCUGGCGGUGGGGCUGUUCGCCGUCUACGUGGCGCACACCUGCUGGGUGAUGUACGGGAUCGUCCAUACUCGGCCCUGCCUCGCUGCCGCCCGCGACGGGGAAGGGAGCGAUGGCUGUAUCCGGCCUUACUUGGCGCGACGGCCCAAGUUGCAGCUAAGUGUUUACACAACCACAAGAUCAAAUAUAGGCACUGAGAACAAUAUUGAUCUGGUUCUGAACGUGGAGAACUUUGACGUUGAGUCCAAAUUUGAAAGAACAGUUAAUGUAUCUGUACCAAAGAAAACACGAAAUAAUGGGACAUUAUAUGCAUACAUAUUUCUUCAUCAUGCUGGAGUUCUGCCUUGGCAUGAUGGCAAACAGGUGCAUAUAGUAAGUCCCCUGACUACUUAUAUGGUCCCUAAACCAGAAGAAAUCAAUCUUCUCACUGGAGAAUCUAUCACCCAGAAGCAAAUUGAAGCGGAAAAAAAGCAGACAUAUGCCCUCGAUGAGCCCGUCUCACACUGGCGGUCCAGGUUGACCUUAAAUGUUAUGGUGGAAGACUUUGUCUUUGAUGGAUCCUCCCUCCCUGCUGAUGUGCACAGAUACAUGAAAAUGGUCCAGUUGGGCAAGACGGUGCAUUAUCUUCCAAUAUUAUUUAUUGAUCAGCUGAGCAACCGAGUAAAAGAUUUAAUAAUUAUAAACCGUUCAACAACAGAGCUACCACUUACAGUGUCGUAUGAUAAAAUAUCUUUGGGAAAGCUUAGAUUCUGGAUCCACAUGCAAGAUGCCGUGUACUCCCUGCAGCAAUUUGGCUUUUCAGAAAAAGAUGCUGAUGAAGUGAAGGGGAUUUUUGUGGAUACCAACCUCUAUUUUCUUGCUUUGACAUUCUUUGUAGCAGCAUUCCAUCUUCUCUUUGACUUCCUUGCAUUCAAGAAUGACAUCAGUUUCUGGAAGAAGAAAAAGAGCAUGAUUGGCAUGUCUACAAAAGCAGUGCUUUGGCGGUGCUUUAGUACUGUGAUCAUAUUUCUUUUCCUCUUGGAUGAGCAAACAAGCUUGUUGGUGCUGAUUCCAGCUGGUGUUGGUGCAGUAAUUGAACUUUGGAAAGUGAAGAAAGCAUUAAAAAUGACAAUUGAAUGGGGAGGCCUGAUACCAGCAGUUAAGUUUGGCGCAUUUACUGAGUCUGAAAAGAAAACUGAGGAGUACGAUACCCAGGCCAUGAAGUACUUGUCAUAUUUGUUGUACCCGUUGUGUAUUGGAGGUGCAGUUUAUUCGCUUCUGAAUAUCAGAUAUAAAAGCUGGUAUUCAUGGUUGAUUAACAGCUUCGUCAAUGGAGUAUAUGCAUUUGGAUUUCUAUUUAUGUUGCCGCAACUAUUUGUAAAUUAUAAGAUGAAAUCUGUUGCACAUUUGCCAUGGAAGGCAUUCACAUAUAAAGCAUUCAAUACUUUCAUUGAUGAUAUUUUCGCAUUUAUCAUCACAAUGCCAACAUCUCAUCGGCUGGCAUGUUUUAGAGAUGAUGUGGUGUUCCUGGUCUAUCUUUACCAAAGAUGGCUUUAUCCUGUGGAUAAGAGCAGAGUGAAUGAAUACGGAGAAUCGUAUGAAGAGAAGCCGAAAAGAAAACCCCACAAACAAUAAUAAUAUAACUCUAAGAGUCUCUUUGAACUGAUGCUGGUUGCAUAUGUUGUCUGACUUCUAAGAAGAGACUAAGUAAAAGAGUAUUCUUCAAAGCUUGUGACAGAACUUCAUGGACAAUAUAUCAUCUGCAUUGCCAAAAUCUGUUUUGAUUGUCUGUGGAUCUAGCUGUCUUUUUAAAUAUUAUUUUUGUGUUCAAGGAGUCUGCCAAUAUUUCUGCCAGGUUUUACUCAAAUAGUUAACACUUUAAAUUUCUGUGAAAGUUUCUGCAUACAUAUUGUGUCUAUUUUACUUAAUAUCUUGAUCCCUUCAGCAACUGGCAGUGUGACAUCUGCAUUUUAGGGCUACUGCUGUGGCUAUGGAAAAUAUGAGUAUACUGUGAAUAAGUUUGAAAAGGCAACAAAGCGGUGAAAGGGCCAGCCCUUGACCUCCAGCCAAAUUUAAAACCAUUUAAAUCCUGUUGAUUUCACAAAGAGAGAGAAAAGUGCAUGCUUACACCUCUCCCUUGGAAAACAGUCGGCCUUAAAUGUGUUUCUGUAACUUUGGUUGGAUUGCGUCCCCUGAUUUCUAUUGUUCCCCACUAGAAUUAGCAGCUCAUUCUUGAGAGCAUUAUGGCAACUAUGCUUCACACACAUUGAUCCGAGUUUUUAAAGCAGAAUCAAUCAUUGUUGCUGAAAGACCAUCCACGUAUAAAGGCAUGCACUUUAAACUCUAUACCAAGCCAUUCUUAGCUGACACUGGACCCAGAAGGCUUGCAACUUAAAAAAAAUGUGUUUCUAAAUGGCAGAGCUUAUUAGCAUAAAUUCAUCUGAGCACAUGCAGCAAAUAGUAUUGGGUAGUAGUUUUUUGUACACUGAGCAAAAUACUUUCCUUCAACCUUAGAGUUGGAAUUUCUUGAUUCCUCCUAAACUGGAUAUUUUUUCUAAGGUGAGAGCCAUUAUGUUGUAGUCAGAGCCUUUUUUUUAAAAGUAUGUAAAUACAUAUUUUGCAUGACACACUAUUGUGCCAAUUAUACUUCGGCAGGGAAAACUAUAGACCAUUUUCUUUAUAUAUUGAUGACAAAAUGACCAAGGAAGUUGUUGGAAACAGAUGCACAGAAAACUAUGGUAUCAACGAUAAAUUUAUAGAGGAAAUAGUGUUCAGAAUCUGUUAGUAAGGGAACUCUGGGCAUAAACUUUUAUUACUAUGCUCUUUUUAUAAAUGUGGAUACUAUGUUUACUAAUCAAAUCAUUUCAGUACUUCUCUUGAGGUAGAGUUUAUUCUCAGCAUGUUCAAAAUGCAAGUGAAAGUGACUUCUAAAGACCAUCACUUGUACUGUUGCAUGACAUCUAAUUGGGUUGCAAUCUUAUAUGCCCUGUCUUGAGAUUAAUCCCCAUUGGGUUCCAUGUGAAUAUUACUCCUGGAUAAAAUGUAUAGUCCCUGGUUCAGAACCCUGGGAACACUGCAGUUACUAGCAUGGAGCUCUUAUGUAUGCAAAUCAGGGAGCUCCAUGUGCACAUUGGACCACUUGCCCACCCUACCUGUAAAGGAUCACUGGAUUGGAACAUGCUCCACCUACUUACAUAUCUUUAAGCUCAUUUAUCUGAAUGUGACUUGAGCUUGCUUAAUGGUGCCCUUUGCUGAUAAAAGGUAUUGCAUCCAGUAUCGCUGAAUACAUGUGUGAUUACUCACCAUAUCACCCUAAAUCCACUGGUAUCUGAUUCUUACAGACAUUUUUCAGAUUUUUUGCAGUAGUCAAUGAAUAAUAUCCAGUAAUUUUUAAAAAAUCUGUCUGUCUCCCCGUACCCAAACCAUUUUUCUUAUGCUAGCUUUGCCUUCAUUUGUUUCUGUAAGCUAGAACUUAGAUUAUUAAUUGGGUGAAAAAAUGUUGGGCAUGAAUCAUCCAAAGUUUAAGUCCUUCUAGGUCUCAUUCCUGAAUCUCCCAGCUCGCCCCCCACCCACCCAACCUCCAUGGGAAGUAUUUUCUUCUGUUGAAAUCAAUGGGACUUAAAAUGCUUUGCUUUGACUGGAUAGUGCCCGCAGUGUUGAGCUUCUGAAGUAGCUUCCAGAACUUAAAUAUUAAAUUGAGGUGUAACUAAUCUGUCUCUCAACAUUCCUUCCUUGCUGUGGUUUCUUUGGAAAGCCAUUAUAUUUCAAAGAGCUAUUAAGUGUGGUUUUUUAAAAAAACUUUUAAAUUCUCAUAAUUUUGCUGACUUUUUUAAAAAAAAAAGUUCAUGCUACUAUUUUGAAAGUAAAACAUGGGCACAAUACAGUUAGAAUCAAAGCACUUUUAAGUCUCAUAUAAUGGGAGAGAUUUAAGCACUUGCUUAAAAACUCUCAAUGAAAUCAAUGGGCCUUAAAAAUGUGUUUACUUUGGAUUGUUCCUUGUGUUUUUUAGAACUUUUAUAUGUCCUCUUAUAGGAGAAGGGGACAUACAUUUUUGUUUUAAACUAAACUUUAAAUAAGUUAGACCAUCUCCUUUUCAAAUUCUGGUGAAAGCUUACUAUUUUUGUUUUGCAAACUAUAAAGAAUAACUUCUUGGCAGAAUGUUAAUAUCACAGAUCUCUAUGGUUGGUGUCUAAAACUACAGAAGCAGUGCUUAGCUAAAUAACUUGCAGUGCAAAGAGUUGUUUGACAAAUUGACAUUUUUGUUUUUUAAUUUUUACUUGAAUGAAGAGUGUAAUUAAUAACAUCUGAGUGUCCUGUCAAAGCAGAGAGACCUGGUUAGUGAUCCUUGUUUUCUUCAUUCCAUGUGCAAAUAAAUGUUUAUGAAUAUA
Molecule: messenger RNA, 4593 nt
Organism: Hemicordylus capensis (graceful crag lizard)
Lineage: Eukaryota; Metazoa; Chordata; Lepidosauria; Squamata; Cordylidae
Gene: CLPTM1L
Product: CLPTM1 like
Exons: 17
Coding region: 200-1840 (546 amino acids)
Cellular component (GO): membrane; endomembrane system
Source: RefSeq, a predicted model, not a curated record